Molecule: messenger RNA, 2010 nt
Organism: Sinocyclocheilus grahami
Lineage: Eukaryota; Metazoa; Chordata; Actinopteri; Cypriniformes; Cyprinidae
Gene: nono
Product: non-POU domain containing, octamer-binding
Exons: 10
Coding region: 176-1504 (442 amino acids)
Molecular function (GO): RNA binding
Source: RefSeq, a predicted model, not a curated record
UUUAUUGACGCGGAAUUGACCAAUCGAAAGCGUCAGAGCGUUCGCCGGAAGACCCAGCGCCAGCCAUUGAGCAGUUAGAUCAGGCAGCACGUUCAGGUGUACGGCGUUCAGCCCCUCUCCUCUUUGUGAUCAAGCUGCGUGUGUUACUGGAGCGGAUUAUACUCUCUUAUAAAAGAUGCAAGGAAACAGAGGACCCCGUUCAGAGCAGCAGAAUCACGGCCCACCCCGACAGCAGCCCAACCCCCAACAGGACCAGCAGAGGAAGCCUUCAAGAGCCGACAGCAAUGGACAACACACUGAUGCUGGAGAGCAGAGUAGCCCAAAUGCUGCUUUCACUAUAGACAUGCAGAACUUCAGGAAGCCAGGUGAGAAGACCUACACACAGAGGAGCAGGCUGUUUGUGGGGAACCUGCCCACUGGAACCACAGAGGAGGAUGUGGAGAAACUCUUCUCCAAGUAUGGAAAACCUUCUGAGAUCUUCAUCAACAAGGACAGAGGCUUUGGCUUCAUCAGGCUGGAAACAAAGACUCUUGCGGACAUAGCAAAAGCAGAACUGGAUGACACUGUGUUCCGAGGUCGCCAGAUCCGUGUGCGGUUUGCCACUCAUGGCGCUGCACUGAUGGUCAAGAACCUGCCUCAGUUUGUGUCCAAUGAGCUCCUGGAGGAGGCCUUCUCCAUGUUUGGUCCGAUUGAACGAGCCAUUGUCAUCGUCGAUGAUCGUGGCAGGCCAACUGGGAAGGGCAUUGUGGAGUUUGCCAACAAACCGUCUGCCAGGAAAGCUCUGGACCGUUGCGGAGAUGGAGCUUUCCUUCUCUCUGCUUUCCCCAGGCCUGUCACCGUUGAGCCGAUGGAGCAGCUUGAUGAGGAUGAGGGACUUCCUGAGAGACUUGUUAACAAAAAUGCAAUAUAUCACAAAGAACGUGAGCAGCCACCCCGGUUCGCUCAGCCUGGCUCGUUUGAAUACGAGUAUGCUAUGCGCUGGAAGGCCUUAAUGGAAAUGGAAAAGCAGCAGUUCGAACAGGUUGAUAGAAACAUCAAAGAGGCCCAAGAAAAGCUGGAGACCGAAAUGGAAGCAGGACGACAUGAGCACCAAGUCAUGUUGAUGAGACAAGAUCUCCUGCGCAGACAGGAAGAGUUGAGGAGAAUGGAGGAGGCUCAUAGCCAGGAAGUGCAGAAACGGAAACAGAUGGAGCUGCGUCAGGAGGAGGAGCGACGGAGGAGAGAGGAGGAGCUCCGUGCCCACUCUGAGGACUUGAUGAGGAGACAGCAGGGGCAGGGAGGCAACUUCUCUGAGAAGAGGGAUCCAGACAUGAGGAUGCAUAUGGGAGGUCAGGGAAUGGCCAUGAACAGGAACCCAAUGGGUGGAAAUACCACAACAGCAGGAGCUGCCAGCUUGGCUUCAAGUGAGCAGGGGCCUGCUGGUAAUCCAGGUGGUCUCCCUCUUCCCUUCCCUCGUCCUGGACCUCCUGUUGACUUUGGCCCCAACAAACGCCGCAGAUUCUGAGACCACCAGCCAAACAUCUUUCUUUGUUUUUUGUUUUUUUUACAUGCUGUAUGAUAUUUUUAAGUGCAGACUGUGGUUUUGUAGGACCUGUGUAUGCAUUUCACAUUCACAAAUGAAUUUGUGUAGGCAAAUGUUUUAAACAGGUUGAAGUGUCAGUUUUAAGUUACUCUGUAAGAUCUCCCAUCUCCAGCAGGAGCCUUAAGGGACUGUUUCCAGAAACUAAUUGAGCCCAGUGUUGGGAUAAAGGAACCCUUAUGCUUAUGACUUCUUACUGAAGAUUCUUCAUCUAUGUAUGAGGGUUUAUCUGUGCAUGGAAACGGCUCCAGGCUGAACAUUCAGCUUUGUAUAGCCAUAUAAUUUUUCCUUUUUAUUAAUUUCUUCUCUUUUGUAUUUCACCCAGCAGUGACCUUUUCUAAAGUAGAGAUUAGCUUUUGUCCAUCUUGUGCUCUGCAACGCUUGCCUUUCUAGACAACUUUAAAUAAAUUCAUAACUACAUGUUACAUACA